CGUGGAGGCAGCAUCAUGCUGCACCGCUGGAAGUAGCUGGAGGACCACCCAUGGAGAUUCCGCCUUCUCAACGUUCUCAAUGCUCCUAACACACACCAAGUAAACAGAAAUGCCUUCAAAGGUCAGCUGCUUAUACUUGUUGACGGUCGUUUGCUGGGCUAGCGCUCUCUGGUACCUGAGUCUGUCCCGUCCCUCCACCACUUACGUGGGCCAGCUGUCCAUCCCCAUCCGCCAGAAGACCAAGCUCACCAAGAAUGUGACCUUUAGCAAUAUACGGACUCGGCCGCUCAACCCGCACGCCUUCGCCUUUGUCAUCAACGAGCCCAAGAAGUGUGAGACGGUGGCACCUUUCUUAGUCAUCCUGAUCAGCACCACCCACAAGGAGUUUGACGCACGUCAAGCGAUUCGAGAGACGUGGGGCGACGAGAGCACGUUCGGCGAUGGCGUUCGCGUCCUCACACUCUUCCUGCUUGGGAGGAACACGGACCCGGUGCUCAACCAGAUGGUGGAACAGGAGAGCCAGAUCUUCCACGAUGUUGUGGUGGAGGACUUCAUAGACUCCUACCACAACCUCACCCUCAAGACCCUGAUGGGCUUGCGCUGGGUGGCCACCUUCUGCUCCAAGGCACAGUACGUCCUCAAGACGGACUCGGACAUCUUCGUCAACAUGGAGAACCUGGUCUACAACCUCCUCAAGCCCACCUCCAAGCCGCGGAGACGCUACUUCACGGGCUACGUCAUCAACGGAGGUCCGAUCAGAGACAUGCGCAGUAAGUGGUACAUGCCCAGAGACCUUUACCCUGAGGCUAAGUACCCGCCUUUCUGCUCGGGCACUGGGUACGUGUUCUCGGCGGAUGUGGCCGAGCUCAUCUACAAGACGUCCCUGCACACCAGACUGCUCCACCUGGAGGAUGUGUACGUGGGGCUGUGCCUUCGCAAGCUGGGCAUCCACCCCUUCCAAAACAGUGGCUUCAACCACUGGAAGAUGGCCUACAGUCUAUGCCGCUACAGACGGGUCGUAACGGUCCACCAGAUCUCCCCGGAGGAGAUGCACCGCAUCUGGAAUGACAUGACCAGCAAGAAACACCUCAAGUGUUAAUCAGCUACCUACAGUUAGUGCCAAUAUGAG
Messenger RNA from Salvelinus namaycush (lake trout), 1129 nucleotides. Its product is annotated as beta-1,3-galactosyltransferase 1-like. The coding region runs from base 110 to 1099 and encodes 329 amino acids. NCBI's taxonomy places the organism in Eukaryota, Metazoa, Chordata, Actinopteri, Salmoniformes, Salmonidae. Gene Ontology annotation, cellular component: membrane. Gene Ontology annotation, molecular function: N-acetyl-beta-D-glucosaminide beta-(1,3)-galactosyltransferase activity. The transcript has a single exon. The record is from RefSeq and is a predicted model, not a curated record.